AUGUCAGACCUAGACAAGCAGAUAGAGCAGCUUAAACGCUGCGAACCAUUGAAGGAAUCGGAAGUGAAGGCUCUUUGCCUUAAAGCUAUCGAAAUUCUCGUUGAAGAGAGCAAUGUUCAAAGAGUCGAUGCUCCUGUCACUAUAUGUGGUGACAUACAUGGACAGUUCUAUGACAUGAAAGAGCUAUUCAAAGUCGGGGGUGAUUGCCCUAAGACGAAUUAUUUAUUUCUUGGAGAUUUUGUUGAUCGAGGUUUUUAUUCAGUUGAGACAUUUCUUCUUCUUCUAGCUCUCAAGGUUAGAUAUCCAGACCGUAUCACUCUCAUUAGAGGGAACCACGAGAGCCGCCAAAUUACUCAGGUAUAUGGGUUUUAUGACGAGUGUCUGCGUAAAUAUGGCUCUGUAAAUGUCUGGAGACACUGCACAGAUAUCUUUGACUACUUGAGUCUUUCAGCUCUUGUCGAGAACAAGAUAUUUUGUGUUCAUGGAGGUCUCUCUCCAGCUAUUAUGACUCUAGACCAGAUCAGGACGAUUGAUAGAAAGCAAGAAGUACCACAUGACGGUGCCAUGUGUGAUCUUCUAUGGUCUGAUCCAGAAGAUAUUGUAGAUGGAUGGGGAUUGAGUCCUCGCGGUGCCGGAUUCCUUUUCGGUGGCAGUGUUUCAAUAGUCACAGUUUGGUCUGCUCCAAAUUACUGCUAUAGAUGUGGUAAUGUAGCCGCAAUUCUAGAGCUCGAUGAGAAUCUAAACAAGGAGUUUCGAGUCUUUGAUGCUGCCAAACAAGAAUCUAGAGCAGCUCCGACCAAGAAACCUGCACCUGAUUAUUUCUUGUGA
Molecule: messenger RNA, 828 nt
Organism: Microthlaspi erraticum
Lineage: Eukaryota; Viridiplantae; Streptophyta; Magnoliopsida; Brassicales; Brassicaceae
Source: the annotation of a GenBank genome assembly